GAACCUGCUGUGCAGGAAGUGUCUGAUGUGGGUGCAGAAGUCUCAGCAGAUAGCAGUGAAGUGAUAGACGUUGAUGCACUCUUUAUAGAUGAAGAUUUUGAACAACAAGCCAAGCGUUUUCGUCCCACAGGUACACAGACUCCCAAAUCCACCCCAAAAACCCCUCACAUGGGAAAAAGAAAAUCCUGGAGUGGCAAACCUUCUGCUUUGUUCUCCUCGCCUAAAGCACGUGGUUCUUCUGAAGGUACUAUGUCCACACCUCCGAGGCCUCCACUCUCUGAGAAACACUGGAACUGUGAGAGUUGUACCUACACCAAUAACGCUUUACUGCCUUACUGUGAGAUCUGCGAAAGUCCCAGGAGCAAGAAAUGCUCCAAAAAUGAAGCGGCUUUUGUAACCAGCGUUCGAGAGGAGAAGGAAAAUCAGAGCCAGAGUGAUGGGGAUAAUGAGCCUGUCGAGUGUGCUCAGCGGGAGUCGCCCCCCUCUCUGCCGAGCGACUUAAAGGGGGAUCAUUUACCAAACAUCCAAAACAAGAACUUGGAAGGCCACCCUGGGGAGAACUCAACAGCCACUGAACCA
This is a messenger RNA of Staurois parvus, 579 nucleotides long. NCBI's taxonomy places the organism in Eukaryota, Metazoa, Chordata, Amphibia, Anura, Ranidae. The record is from the annotation of a GenBank genome assembly.